Molecule: messenger RNA, 978 nt
Organism: Adineta ricciae
Lineage: Eukaryota; Metazoa; Rotifera; Eurotatoria; Adinetida; Adinetidae
Source: the annotation of a GenBank genome assembly
AUGCAUGAAGUUAAGGAACCAAAAGAAAAUUUACACGAUCAAUUGAAACUAGCAAAAGAAGAAAUUCAUAGUUUACAACAGCAAUUAAAAUGUCUUCUUGAUCUAACGAAAAGUGCUUGGCAUGGUGAUCAGACAGCAAUUAUUCAUUUAGCUGAAUUGAUUGGUGUUGAUCCUGAAAUCGAACAGAAUGCUUUUAACGAAAAGAAAAUCAUGCCAGUUCCUUCAACGAAGAAAACAGUUACGAUUGCCGAUAAUGACGAGAUUUUAUCUAAACGUUCGACAAGUAUAUCAAGCACACUUAGUCAUGAGGACCGACGAGAACAGAAACAACGACAACAAAAAACAGCGAAUGCUUUGGCGGCUGCUGCUCGGAAUGCAUAUUUACAACCGUUUCUUAAACAAAAUCAUAUCGACCCUGUUCACGGACAAAAUACUCGACAAUUACUUGUCAAUAUGAUGCGCUAUCGACAAAGCGAAACACGAAAUCCGCCAAGUAUUCCAACUAGUCGAGCUUCGUCAGCCAGCGUUCGACCACGCGCCACAAAACAUCUCUAUCAUUUAGCUUCACCUGAUCAUGUUGUUAAACAUCUUGGCAGUCCAGCAAGUCGUGCAAAACCGUACUUCGUCUUCGCAGGCAAAGAAUUCUUCCAACAAACGGCUAAUUAUGCACCGCUGUAUGAAAAAGGGUUCAUCACUGAAAAUGGAUCACGACAUUCAGAACAUUCCAAUUCUUCAGACGACUUAAACUCAAUUCCAUCGCCAACUGCUGAGCCAGUUAUCGGUCGUCCACAUACUGCUAAAUCUACGCAACCAUUUGCUACCCUUCGAUCUAGUGCACAAUCAAGACAAAGUGAAAAUCCAGCAAGAAUAUCAUCGGCAAAAUCAACAACGAUGAGUGAACGCGAUCGACGUGACGCCAUGCGACUUCAGCGACAACUUAAUUUACCUCGGCAAGGUUGGGUGAACCAAUACUCUUGA